ACGAAGCCAGUUCUGUCGCAAGCUUCGCCGCGGCCGGAUGGCCAGUGGGGUGACCUGCGCGCCGGGGUGAAACUUGCAAGCUCCCCCUUUAUCGAGCUUGCAGAUGGCUGUGCCUUUUAGAUUUUGACGUGUCCCUCCGUUCCUUCUGGCUCGCUCACUCGUGCGCUUUUCGUAGUUUAACAUUUCGGUCGCUUAGUCGCUCGUCUUGACAAUCGUCGCCCUCAGCAGCCCUCAAUAUGCCCAGGAAAGUCGGAUUCAACGUCGUCUACGCCACGAGCGAGGAAGACAGACACUCGUCGCUAGAACUCAACGUUCACGGACCGACAGUGAGGGGUUGGCAGAGUGCAAGAAACUGUACGUAUCCUCAGGAACUCAUUCUACGUCUUCAUAGUCCCACGAAGCUUACAAGAAUACAAGUCCUCGCACAUCAGUAUCUCAUUCCCGAGAAAUUGGAGAUCUGGACGACGAGAGAGGAAAAUGCAUCCACUUCGACAGACUUCAGUUACUUGGGCUACAUCACGCUGUCCGACAACGCGUCGACCCUUUACAAGAGCAGGGAGUUGAAAAGCGUGGCUCUUCCGGAGACAGAAGCGUUGUCGCUGGAGCUCAGGCUGCACAAACCGCACACUAACGCGCACAACACUUAUUGUCAGGUUGGUCUCAUCGCCAUAAAUAUACUUGGCGAACCGUAUGGUCAAGAAAUGUCCGGACAAGGUGAUGCUCCGUACAAUCCGCACUAUACCUCGCCUUACGACGAUCUGGCGUUCGAGAUGUACGUCGAUCGAGAAGUGGCCAAAAUCAUUAGACAGAUGGAGGCGAAGAAGCUGCUGGCCGUGGAAGAGGAGAGAUUCGAGUACGCGUCCAAGUUGAAGGUGGCAAUGGAGAACCUGAAAAAGGCGGGCGAACGCCUGGGCAAAUACGAGCUGGAGAAGAAGUACGCGAUAGCCCUCGAGGACUACGACAAAGCCAAGGCUAAAAAGGCUCAAGCUCAGCAAUACAGGCAGCAGGUCUACCAGUCGCUGGAAAUACACAAUCUACUCGAGAUUCACGGGAAAUUAUUGAUGCAGCCAGUAGAGAAGAACAACCUGUCGGAAGACAAAGAGUCGACGUCUGACACGUGUACCUCAAAUGCAGUGGCGUUGCCCGAUGACGUGACGUCACCCCCGAGACUGGUCAUUCCGCCGAACCGCGAUGGUGCCUUGUCGCCCACUGGUCCCGCACAUCAGCCACCAGUAUCGCCAUUACGUCAGAAGACUAACAGUCCUGAGGUAACCGACAAUGCCACUAACGGUAUCCUCGAGAGGCAGAGCAACUGCAACAAGGGGUCCCUCAGGCGGAAAACUAAAUCGGCGGGCCCAGCUCUUCGCUCAAGCUACGAAGCUUACGAGGAGAGGACCAUCCCCGCUCUCAGACAUUCGCACACGAACGAGUUUACGAGGGAAUGCCACUUGGACAAUGCAGAGACGAAAGUCACUUCGAAACUCAACGAUCGGGAGAAGAAACAGGCCGCUUUGCCCAUCGCGGUCUUCGGAAUGGACAUGGUGGAGAAGUUCUACUCGAAGCAGUUCACGGACAAGGAAGAAGGACUGCUGCAACUGAAGGAGGAGCUGAAGACCUUCGAUCAGCAGGUGUCGAAACAUUCCCCGAAUAAAACAGCCAGGGCAGCUAUUCUGCUGUUGCACAGGGCGCUCAGGGACAAGGUCUUCAGCGUGUACAGCUUGGCCGCGCAGCUCAUCAGGCUCUUCUUCUCCGAGUUCGCCGCGGACAGGGUGUCUUCGGCGGAGAUAGCCAGAAGCGUCGAGCGCCUGCUGCCGGAACUCCUGACGAAAUCCGGAGACACCUCGCCAAGGAUACACAACAUGGCAGUGCACACGAUUCUGAGCAUGGCAGAUUGCAAGUGCGUGCGGGAGUUGCACAUUAUCCCGGUGCACCUGACCAGACCAGUGAACAGCAGCACGCAUCAGAGGCAGGCGCUAAGCCAACUGGAGAUGGUGGAGCAGCUGAUACUGAGCCACGGCAUCUCCACCGAGAAACAAAGGUAUUGUAAUUGUUGUAGCGGACUGACGUGUCGGACGUUAUCCGAAUUAGGUUCUUCCGGUCUGCACCAUUCGGCCGAGGCGGUGCGGAAGGUCUCCGAGAGGAUCCUCGUGCUGGUGUACAAGGUGAACCCGCGGCUGGUGCGAAAGCAAUUGCCACCUGACGACGACAUAACACGACGGAAUCUGCUGUAUCGUCAGCUCUUCCACGAGUUUGAUCGGAUCGAUCUUCAGAGAAAGAAGGAAGCCGAGUCCACCCAUAAAGCGACAACGACCCCGACGCGAAAUAAAUCUACGGAAAAUAAUGUUGUUAAUUCAACCAAGUCGCCCUCGAGGUCGAGUCCGGUCGUGAGCACCGGCAGUUCAACGAGUAUCACGUCUCCGUCCGAGAACAGCACCGAUUACAAGGGGGAUAAAAUGUGCAUAUUUUGCCUGUCGAAGGGUCAAGUAUAUUCGGAAGAGGGUCUGAACAUACAUUAUUGGAGGACCUGUCCUAUGUUAACGAAGUGCGAAGCGUGUAAGCAAGUCGUAGAAAUUUCCUACUUGAAUCUUCAUUUAUUAAAUGAAUGCGACAUGAGAAGUAAUUACGUAAAAUGCGAUACGUGUAAACAGGCGGUGCAUGAGAAUGCAUUCGAGACUCACGCACAAGAUAAGAAGUGCACAAAACCCAUCGAGGGAUACGAGCGUUGUCCCCUCUGUUCGGCUUUGGUGAAUCAAAAUAAGUGGAGGGAACAUCUCAUGGGAGAACAUCCGUGUAUAAAUAAUCCACGAAGCAAGGGUGGAAAAAAUUGUUCGAAAUCGCAGUCUACUAACUCGCAAAAUCUCAGCGGCAAAUUAACGUCGCCGACAGGCAGGGAUUACUAGCAUCAGGCGUCAACCUCGCAGCCGACGGAGGGACCCGACGAAACUUAGGAGGAUUUUGAUUUAAUUUAUUUUAUAGUUUAUAUAUAUGUUACGAGCUGUCCAGCGUUUUUCAUGUUUGUACCUAUAUUUAAAUGAUUUUUAUAGCAGAACCCGUCCUUUAUUCGUAGCGGCCCAUGUUGCGAGUAUUUUUAAUCGUAAGUUGGGGCAAGAGAUCCUAGCAUUUAAGGAGAAAUGAAAAAUAGGCGAUACGCUGUCGAGCGAGUUCGUAUGGUGACAGAAGGAGGCACGAGAUAUUGUUAACAAGAGUUGUCCACUCUCUCUAUCGUUAUCGUAUUGAUACUAGGGCAUUUGCGAGGGGGGCUACAUCAAUUAUUAAAAGUAGUGAUGUCAAAUGCGUUGCGGGAGCAUCAGUCAUUUGAAGAUUAACGAUUCCUCUGCAUCCGGCCACGUUUGUAACGGAGUUUGUACUAUACUACGGCGAGAUGCGUAAGAUAGACAUUAAGGAAUGCUCCUCUUCAUCGCUCAAAAACGAUAUUAAGCAACGCAUGUAAUUUCAUAAAAUAGUUACUUCUCAUAGA
Messenger RNA from Ooceraea biroi (clonal raider ant), 3478 nucleotides. Its product is annotated as centrosomal protein of 104 kDa. Lineage: Eukaryota; Metazoa; Arthropoda; Insecta; Hymenoptera; Formicidae. The record is from RefSeq and is a predicted model, not a curated record. Gene Ontology annotation, cellular component: cilium.